ACCUUUUUUAUAUAAUAUUCUGUGGUUGUGGAUGUUUGUAAAUAAGUAGCAUGUGUUUUAGUGCAAUGUUAAAUAUAACGUUUUAAGUUUGUAAUUUGUAGUAUUUGCAAAUUAAAUAUCAAUCCUUAUCGCUGAAGUUAUGUCCCGAUUAAUUGUGAAGAAUCUACCAAAAACUAUUACAUCCGAGAAACUAAAAGAAAUUUUUAGUGAGAAAGGUGUAGUCACAGAUGUUCAGCUCAAAUACACCAAGACAGGAAAAUUCCGGCAAUUCGGAUUUGUUGGCUUCAAGACACCGGAAGAAGCUAGAAAUGCCUUGGAAUACUUCGAUGGCAGUUGCCUUGGCACUUUGAGAUUGAAGGUGUUACUUUGUGCUGGCCUAGGUGAUCCUAGCAAACCAAAAGCAUGGAGCAAGUAUGCUGCGGAUAGUUCUGCUUCCAUUGUCAAGGAAAAAAUAACAACCAACAAUGAGAAAAAUAAAUCAAAUAAAAAACAAAAGGAAGCCGAAAAGUCUGAAAUUAAAGAGGUUUUAGAAAAACAUAAAAAUGAUCCACUGUUCAUGGAAUUUAUGGAGGUGCAUGCGAAGAAUAACAAAGCAUUGUGGAGCGACAGUGGCUUACAGUCCAGCAAGCCUCAAGACGUCAAAAAAUCUCCCGCUCACUCUGUGCAAUCUUCCUCUGAGGAUGAGGAAAACGAAGAAAAUGAAGAAGUCAAAGCAGAAACUGCAGCCACUGCAGAUAUAUCAGAUAUGGAGUACUUGAAACAUAAGAUGGAGACAUCUGUUGAGAGUGAUAAUGAAGCAUCAAGUACGACCGACAUUGGUAAAAGUAAAAAGAGUGCUAAAAAACAAAAGAAGUGGGUCGAGUUCUACACUGUCAAGGUGAAAGGUUUGCCGUACAAAGCGAGAAAGAAAGAAAUAAAACAAUUUUUUAGUCCGUUGAAACCAAAAUCCAUCAGGGUUCCUGUCAAUGCGAAAGGAUUUGCGUAUGCCGGAUUUAAGACUGAAAAGGAAAUGAAAAGAGCACUUAUAAAAAAUAUGAGUUUUUUGGCUGGGAAGAGGAUAAGUGUAAUUAAGUUAGCAUCGAGUGAAGAAAAUUCAGAAAAUACUUUGGAAGGAAAAGAAAGCACAUGGAAAAAGCAAGAAGAGGGUUUGAAGAACGAAGAGACCAUCGCUGAGUCUGGCAGGAUAUUCGUAAGGAAUUUGGCUUUCACCGUCACAGAAGACGAUCUGACCCAACAUUUCAGCAAAUAUGGUCCUGUCACGGAGGUGAUAAUGCCAUUUGAUCGGAUAACGAGAAAAGCCAAAGGGUAUGCCUUGGUGACGUACAUGGUACCAGAAAAUGCAGCCACUGCCUACACAGAGCUUGAUGGUUCUGUAUUCCAAGGAAGAAUGAUGCAUCUCCUUCCAGGAAAAGCUAAACAAUCUCUUGAGGAACUGUUAGCGAAAGAGGGCUUGACAUUCAAAGAGAAGCAGGCACUGAAGAAGAAGGCAGAAGCUGCAUCAUCUCACAAUUGGAAUACACUCUUUUUGGGACAGAACGCAGUAGCAGACAUCAUUGCAGAAACUUACAACACGCCAAAAGAAAAGGUACUGGAUUCUAGUGGCAAGGAAAGUGUGGCAGUGAGGCUGGCCCUUGGAGAGACCCAGAUUGUCUCGCAGAUAAAAGGGUUUCUUGAAGAAAGUGGUGUUCGUCUUGAUGCCUUCAACCAGCCUACGACACAGAGAUCCAAAACUGUAAUCCUCGUCAAAAACUUACCUGCGAAAACAGCCGAUCAUGAAAUACGAACUUUGUUUGCAAAGUUUGGGGAACUGGGAAGAGUAAUUUUGCCACCAUCAGGAGUGACAGCCAUAGUCGAGUUUCUGGAGCCAUCGGAAGCAAGAAGUGCGUUUAUGAAACUGGCUUACACGAGGUUCAAGCACUUGCCAUUGUACUUGGAGUGGGCACCCUCCAAUACAUUCACCACCUCAGCAGCAGACUGGAAACAGACUAAAGCCAAAGUAUGUGCCGAUUUUCAAGAGACUGUCGGAAAUAAUGUACCUGGCAGCAUUCCUGUAAAAGAAGAGCGGGUUCCAACUAUUCCUGCUGACAGUCCAUCAUCAGAUGAGGAAAAUGAUGAACCAGAGCCCAAUUCCACGUUGUUCGUGAAAAACCUUAAUUUCAGCACCACUGAACAGGCUAUCAGAGAACAUUUUAAGAACUGUGGGUCCAUACAUUCUGUGAUGAUAGCAACAAGGAAAGACCCGAACACGCCUGGUCAGCUUCUUUCAAUAGGCCAAUGCUUCAUCCAGUUCAAGAGACAGGCAUCAGUGGAGAAGGCACUCAAAACAUUACAGCACUCAGUUCUUGAUGAUUUUAGUGUUGAACUGAAGCGGUCAAACAGAACCCUCCAGUCAGAUGUUGUGUCUGCAAGGAAAAUAUCUCAAGUUAAAAAGCAGACUGGAAGUAAAAUUCUUGUGCGCAACAUACCUUUCCAAGCAAAUAAAAAAGAAGUUGUGGAUCUCUUCAAGACAUUUGGAGAGUUGAAGGCAGUAAGACUUCCCCUGAAGAUGGCUGGAACCGGGUCCCACCGGGGUUUCGCGUUUGUUGAGUACCUUACAAAGAAUGAUGCAAAGAGAGCUUUCCAAGCUCUAUGCCAGAGCACUCACUUGUACGGACGUCGACUUGCAUUGGAAUGGGCUGCAAAUGAUGAAGACGUGGAAGAAAUAAGAAAAAGGACAGCACAGAAUUUUCUUGAUGUGCCAAAAAUCAAGAACUUGAGGAAGAGCACUGUGGACCCAGAAAUGGAAGGUGUACACCAAAUGUGAACACCAAGCUUGUUUGUAUCAACUUAAGGAGUACAAAAAAAAAUUGAUAAUAAACAAAUAAAAGUU
Messenger RNA from Bacillus rossius redtenbacheri, 2869 nucleotides. RefSeq names its product probable RNA-binding protein 19. The record is from RefSeq and is a predicted model, not a curated record. Gene Ontology annotation, cellular component: nucleolus. NCBI's taxonomy places the organism in Eukaryota, Metazoa, Arthropoda, Insecta, Phasmatodea, Bacillidae. The coding region runs from base 140 to 2803 and encodes 887 amino acids. The transcript has 17 exons. Gene Ontology annotation, molecular function: mRNA binding.